This is a messenger RNA of Clupea harengus (Atlantic herring), 714 nucleotides long. Its product is annotated as parvalbumin beta 2. Lineage: Eukaryota; Metazoa; Chordata; Actinopteri; Clupeiformes; Clupeidae. Gene Ontology annotation, cellular component: cytoplasm. Gene Ontology annotation, molecular function: calcium ion binding. The record is from RefSeq and is a predicted model, not a curated record.
CGUUACACUGUUGGCUGGCCAGGGUAUAAAAGUGAGGCAGAGAGCCCUCAUCCUCAACCUGUGCACAUCCUUGCAACUCAGACGUAGACCGAAGUCUAAGAUCUUCUAAAAAAGAUGGCUUUUGCUGGUAUCCUUAAAGACGCUGAUAUUGCUGCUGCAAUCACGGCAUGCGCAGCUGCCGACUCCUUCAACUACAAGACCUUCUUCGCCAAGUGCGGCCUGAGCGCAAAGUCCGCUGAUGAGGUCAAGAAGGCCUUCUUCGUCAUUGACCAGGACAAGAGCGGCUUCAUUGAGGAGGAUGAGUUGAAACUCUUCCUCCAGACCUUUAAGGCUGGUGCCAGAGCUCUGACUGAUGCUGAGACCAAGGCUUUCCUUGCAGCUGGUGACGCUGACGGUGAUGGCAUGAUUGGAGUUGAUGAGUUCGCUGCGCUUGUGAAGGCUUAAGUUUUCCACAUUUUAUGGAACCAGACUUCUGUUGUCAACUAUCUGAGAUCAACUAUCUGAGUACCUGGCUCAGAUAGUUGAUAUUGCCUUUUUUAUAUAUUUAUUUAUGAGUACCAUGCCAACUCUUGCAAGGACAUGUGCAAGGUCUCAAAAACUUCUUAAUUUUUCAUGUUGUUUAGUUAUGUUGUAUGUUCCAUGUACCACACCAGUGCAAGUUUUCGAUCUCUUUUGCACUUUUGAACAUAGAAAUAAAUAAACAUUUGGAGUAAA